Molecule: messenger RNA, 2695 nt
Organism: Salvia miltiorrhiza (redroot sage)
Lineage: Eukaryota; Viridiplantae; Streptophyta; Magnoliopsida; Lamiales; Lamiaceae
Product: probable inactive receptor kinase At4g23740
Exons: 3
Coding region: 663-2528 (621 amino acids)
Biological process (GO): protein phosphorylation
Molecular function (GO): protein binding; ATP binding; protein kinase activity
Source: RefSeq, a predicted model, not a curated record
AUCUAAUUAAAAGAAAAAGUGAAUACAUCACCAAAAUGUGAUUUCAUCUUAAUGUAAACAUGAAUAAAGACAUCAUACACAUUUCUCCAGCGUAGACAUUCAUCACAAACUUUUUUCACAUAUUUCAACAUAAAUCUAACACAUGCUUUUUGGCUGCCCCUUGAAAUCAAUCCAUUUUUAUUGAAUUUUCUUGUUUAAUCUGCAACUAGUUACUGCUGCUGCCAUCUUUACGCUACAGCACGUGCAGAUCCCACUCUUCCCGCGCCAUUAAAAUUCAUCAAAAAAGAAACCAACCAUCUGCUGCUUUGCUUUCUGAACCCACUUUUCCAAUCAUUAAUUCUUCUGUUCCCCUUCACAUUUCCGCUCUCUCAAGCAAGAAAUCUCCUUUUCCAUUCAUCACACUACCACCAACCGCUGUCUGUGUUUGGAUUCUUCCUACUUGUUUUCAUUUUAAUAUUGCAUGUUUAGUAUGUGCUCUUUUUUUCCAUUUGGAGUUUCUGUAACUGAAACUGUGACUGUUGGUUUUGUUCCCUUCAGAAUUCUUGGUUGUUGGGUAGCUGAGAUUGGAAGUUUCUGAUCCCUGUAUCAGAGGGAAUGGGAGAGAGUAUGCAUAGUGUUUGAGGGCUUUAAGGUUCUUGACUGAAGAGAUACUAAGAGAAGAGAUGGGAAUCCAGUUGAUCCUUUCGGCAGUGCUAGUGUGUGGUACUCUUUGCUUAUUAGCUAGUACAGAACCUGUUGAGGAUAAAUUUGCUUUGCUCGAUUUCAUUAGAUACACUAACCAUUCGCGGAGUUUGAAUUGGGAUGAGAGAACUUCUGCUUGCCAUAGCUGGAUUGGGAUCACUUGCAAUCAUGAUAGUUCAAGAGUCAUAGCUGUUAGAUUGCCUGCUGUUGGAUUCAAAGGCAGAGUUCCUACCAACACUCUUGGCCGAUUAUCCGCCCUUCAGAUCUUGAGUUUGAGAUCUAAUGGUAUAAGUGGUCCUUUCCCUUCUGAUUUUUUGAAGCUCAGGAAUUUGUCUAGUCUUUAUCUUGAGUCCAAUGAUUUUGAGGGUCCAUUGCCAUUGAACUUAUCUGUUUGGGAAAAUCUUUCGUUGUUGAACUUGUCGAAUAAUAGGUUUAAUGGGAGGAUCCCAUCUUCAAUCUCGAGUCUGACUCAUUUGGUAGCUUUGGAUCUUGCUAAUAACUCUCUCUCUGGUGAUGUUCCUGAUCUCAACAUGCCAACUCUGCAAGUGUUAAAUUUGUCCAACAACAAUCUCACCGGAGAUGUGUCUCAAUAUCUAGAAAAAUUUCCUGGCUCAGCCUUUUCAGGCAACAAUCUUUCUUUGCAGACACAUUCUGCUUCUUCACCCAAACCUAUACAAAAAAAGCAUUCGUCUAAAUUUAGUCAGUCUACCAUUCUUGCAAUUGUCAUUGGCAGUUGCGUGGCAGCCUUCAUAGCAAUCGCCUUGCUGUUGGUUAUCACCAACAGAAGGAAGAAAGGCGGAGAAAGUGGGGCGUCACAGAAGGCAGAGAAAUCAACAAGGAGGAUGGGGUCGCAGCACGUGCAGGAAGGGGAUGGGAGGAUAAUAUUUUUUGAGGGUUGUAAUCUUGUUUUUGACCUUGAGGAUUUACUGAGGGCCUCUGCUGAGGUGCUUGGGAAGGGGACGUUUGGGACUACGUAUAAGGCGGCUCUAGAGGAUGCAACUACAGUUGCAGUUAAGAGAUUGAAGGAAGUCAUUGUUGGGAGGAAGGAUUUCGAGCAGCAGAUGGAGGUAGUUGGGAACAUUAGGCAUGCGAAUGUCGCUCCUUUGAGGGCUUAUUACUAUUCCAAAGAUGAAAAGCUAAUGGUGUAUGAUUUCUAUAGUCAGGGAAGCGUCUCAAUGCUGCUCCACGCUAAAAGAGGCGAAAACCUGUCUCCUCUAGACUGGGAAACACGUUUGAGGAUCGGCAUUGGCGCAGCACGAGGCAUUGCUCACAUCCACUCACAGUGUGGGGGGAAACUCGUUCAUGGCAACAUAAAAUCUUCAAAUAUUUUCCUCAACUCCCAAAAUUAUGGGUGCGUGAGUGAUCUGGGGUUGGCAACGCUGAUGAGCCCGGCCUCGGCCCCCGUGGUCCGUUCGGGGUACCGGGCCCCUGAGGUGAUGGACUCGAGGAAGGCAUUGCAAGCCUCGGACGUGUACAGCUAUGGGGUUUUCCUGCUGGAGCUUCUGACUGGGAAGUCCCCUGUCCACGCCUCGGGUGGGGAGGAGGUCAUCCACCUCGUGAGGUGGGUGAACUCCGUGGUCCGGGAGGAGUGGACGGGGGAGGUGUUCGACGUGGAUCUCCUGAGGUACCCCAACGUGGAGGAGGAGAUGGUGUCGAUGUUGCAAAUUGGAUUGAGCUGCGUGGCGCGAAUGCCCGAGCAGAGGCCUAAAAUGGAGCAUGUGGUGAAGAUGGUGGAGGAGAUCAGGGUUGUUGCCACAGGGAAUGGCUCACAUGCUGGAACUAGGUCUUCCAGUCCCAAUAUCACACCACAUGUGAAUCAGAUUGGAUCAUCUUCGCCAACCAACUAGAUUCUUGCUAAUGGUGAUUUACUUCCAAGAAUUCUCUAGUUUUUUCUUCUUGUUCUUCUUCUUCUUUUUUAAUGAUUAAUCGAUUAUGGUUUUGUAUGCUAAGAAUUGUUCUUUUUUUUAGGGGUGUAUACUAAGAAUUGUUAUUUGUCCGAGGAGGUGUUGGAUUA